AUGGUGAACAUCCCAACGGCUCCAUCGGAAGCGUACGACAACUAUUUUGUACAGCCUCUCGCACCUAUUGGUGGUAGUCUUGUUGGAUCAUUCUUUGUUGGAUUGAUUCCACUCAUCCUAGUGCUGAUUCUUUUGGGUGUUUUAAGAAUGCCUGCCCAUUAUGCUUCAUUUUUAUCUUUGGUUGUAUGUAUCUUGAUUGCAAUCUUUGGAUGGCACAUGCCUGCACAGCAAGCAUUCUCUGCUAUUGCCAAUGGCAUCGUAUUUGCAAAUUGGCCCAUUAUGUGGAUCGUCGUAAACGCCAUGUGGAUCUAUAAUAUCGCCGUACGAUCAGGCAUCUUUAAGCUUUUCCGAAGAUGGAUGCUCACAAAUACCCCUGCCGAUAAGCGUGUGUUUUUAAUCCUCAUUGCAUAUAGCUUCUCAGCUGUGCUGGAAGGUGUUGCUGGCUUUGGUACUCCUGGAGCUAUUUGUUCAGCCCUCCUUGUCUCAUUAGGCUACAAGCCGUUGGAUGCAUUGACUUUUACGCUCUUGUUCGACACGAUCCCUGUGGCAUUUGGUGCAUUGGGCAUCCCCAUCACCACUCUUGGAAGCUUGACCGAAAUCGAUCCCAUGAAGAUCUCUGCCAUGCUGGGUCGCCAAUUGCCUUUGUUCAGUCUGUUCCUGCCAACUUAUGCGAUGGUGCUUUAUGCUGGUCCACGUGCUGGUUUCCUUGAAUGCUGGCCACUUACAUUGAUAGCUGGUCUAUCAUUUUCUGUUAUCCAAGGCAUCUUUGCCAAUUUGGUCGGCCCCGAGUUGCCAGAUUUGCUUUCAGGUCUCGUAUCCAUGUUGGCUAUCAUCGUAUUUGUGCGAUUCUGGAAACCACCUUUUCGUGAAGAAUAUCGAGCCAUAAUGGUUGCUGAUCCCGAUGAUGCUCCUGCUGGUACAGCUGCUGCAACUGACUAUGGAGCAACAACAACAACAACCACUCCACCUAAGAAGACCCUUUUGGAUCGUGCUCAAUUCUGGAAGAAAACGGAAGCCAAUGACUUCGUUGUCACCACCAUCAGCCGCACUGAACAAGUACCGAAACGAUCCUUGCUUUCGACUUUGCAAUUUUGGCGCAAACCUGCACAAGAUGAUGAUGAUGAUACUUCAAGUACUCAAUCCAACAACAACAACAUGCCAAAUGAUCAUGAUGACAUGCGUGAUCCCAACCGUGACAUGGAUGAGGAGAUGGGUCAAGUCCCCAGCAAGCCCGUAUCUACUGCCGUUGUCAAGCCAACGAUUUACGAGACCAUGUUGGCGUGGAGUCCAUGGAUAUUGAUUGUGAUCCUUGUCAUUAUUUGGACCUUUGCGGACAUUUCACAAUAUGGAGAACAAAGCGUCCAAUUUCCUCAUUUGCAUGAUCGUGUAUGGUUGACCUUAUACAGCAAGCCUUAUGAUGCCGUUUGGGAUUUCCAACCAUUGGCCACUGGUACAGCCAUUCUUAUUGCCGGUCUUUUAUUUGACGUGAUUGUAUUGAUCAACGGCUCCUCGCCAUGGAUUAUUUGGUACGCCCUUAUUGAUACGGUCAAGCAGCUCUUUUUUGCCGAUUUGACAGUGUCGUUGAUUAUGGCUUUUGCAUACCUUUACAAUUACUCGGGCAUUGUCUACACCGUGGGUCUUACGCUUUCCCAAGUGGGUCGUGCUUUCCCCUUCUUAUCAGCAUGGAUUGGUUGGAUCGGUUGUUUCCUCACAGGCAGUGAUACAUCGGCUAAUUCGCUGUUUGGCAACUUGCAAGUUGUUGCUGCUCGUGAAAUUGGCUUGUCGAAAAUCUUGAUGGCAGCAACCAAUACCGCUGGUGCAGUAACGGCUAAGCUCAUCUCACCACAAACCCUCAGCACUGGUGUAUCGACCAUUGGCAUGCGAGGCAAGGAAGGCGUUGUCUUACGUCGCACCAUUAUCCAUUCCAUCCUGUUUGUAUGCCUUGUUGGUGCGCUUACUUGCUUUGAGCAGUACGUCAUUCCAGGCAUUAUCCCACCAGGCGAUGAUUAA
This is a messenger RNA of Lichtheimia ornata, 2010 nucleotides long. RefSeq lists its product as uncharacterized. NCBI's taxonomy places the organism in Eukaryota, Fungi, Mucoromycota, Mucoromycetes, Mucorales, Lichtheimiaceae. The record is from RefSeq and is a predicted model, not a curated record. Gene Ontology annotation, biological process: lactate transport. Gene Ontology annotation, molecular function: solute:proton symporter activity; lactate transmembrane transporter activity. Gene Ontology annotation, cellular component: plasma membrane. The transcript is spliced from 5 exons. Bases 1 to 2010 code for a protein of 669 amino acids.